Molecule: messenger RNA, 2289 nt
Organism: Corticium candelabrum
Lineage: Eukaryota; Metazoa; Porifera; Homoscleromorpha; Homosclerophorida; Plakinidae
Product: zinc finger BED domain-containing protein 4-like
Exons: 1
Coding region: 335-2170 (611 amino acids)
Molecular function (GO): DNA binding; protein dimerization activity
Source: RefSeq, a predicted model, not a curated record
GUUGCACCGAUAAUCGGAUCGGCUAUCGGUUAUCGGCCGAUAUAGGCAUAUCGGUACUGUAUCGGAAUCGGUAAAUUGCGCGUAGGUGCUCGCCGAUAGAUUGCGCAUGCGUAUGCAGAACGUAGGACCACGUGAGUAGGCGCGGAGAUGAGCCGGAAGUCUCCCAUUUGGGAGCACUUUGAGGUAGCUGAGGACACAAGAUUCGGCUAUCGGUUAUCGGCAGAUAUAGGCAUAUCGGUACCGUAUGGGAAUCGGUAAAUUGCGCGUAGGUGCUCGCCGAUAGAUUGCGCAUGCGUAUGCAGAACGGUACUGUAGAACCACGUGAGUAGCCUGCAUGUCGGCGGAGACGAGACGGAAGUCUCCCAUUUGGGAGUACUUUGAGGUAACUGAGGACGCAAGAUUCGCUCGCUGCAAGGCUUGCAAGAUGAAGAUAUCACGCGGUGGACAGACGACAAAAACCUUCAACACCACAAAUCUCCAGCAUCACUUGAGAACUCGACACCAAGAUAGGAGUGCGGCAUACGAAAGGGCCAUAGAGGAGGAGAAGGUGAAGGCUAAAGACCGAAAGCAAACCAAGGCAUCUGCGUGCUUUCUCCAGCAGUCGUUGCUGGACGUACGGAAAUGGGACAUCAAUAAUUCACGCGCACAACGAGUGCAUCAAUUAAUCGCUGAAAUGAUUGCCCUUGACUCACAGCCCCUGUCAAUAGUGAAUGAUGUCGGGUUUACUCGUCUGCUACGUGAGCUUGAGCCGAGGUAUUCUCUUCCUAGUAGAAGAUACAUAACUGAGACAGUUCUGCCUAAGGUCUAUGAAGAAGUGAGGAGUGGAGUCAGGAAACAGGUGGAUGGAGUGUCUUUCUUCAGUUUUACCACAGAUGGAUGGACUUCUGAUGAUGGUAUUGCAAACUUCCUUAGUCUUACUGCUCACUGGUUAACUGAUGAUUUUGAAAGAAAAUCUGCUAUCCUUCAUGUCCUUCCACUGGAAGAGGCUCACACUGGUGAAUACCUGUGUCAUACUUUCCUGCAAAUGUUGGACGGUUGGAACAUAAAGAAGAACCAAGUCCACUUGGUGCUGCGAGACAAUGCUGCUAACAUGGUCAAGGGAAUGAGAGAAGCAUGUGUUCCAUCUUAUGGCUGCUUUGCCCAUACACUACAGUUAGUCAUUGGGGAUGGACUGUUGUUUCAAAAAGGAGUUAAAGAUCUGCUUGCCGUCUGCCACAGAAUUGUUAGUCACUUUAAACAUUCAUCACUUGCCCAUUCACGUCUGCAAAAGAUUCAAGUUAGUCUCGGAUUACCUCAGCACCGCCUACCACAAGAUGUAUCAACCAGAUGGAAUUCCUCCCUCUACAUGCUCCAAGCAAUCAUAGAACAAAAGAUGGCCAUAGCUGCUUAUUCCUCAGAGUAUAGGAUUCCCCAACUGACAGCAACACAGCUGGAAAUAGCUGCAAAAGUUAUUGAGGUACUUGAACCUUUCGAGGAAAUCACAAAAGCAGUCUCAUCUAAUGCAUCGACCAUAUCAUUAGUCAUUCCGUUUGUUCGAAUGCUUCAUAGGACGCUGAAAGAGCAACAUAAUGACAAAGGAAUUCAGUCAAUGAAGGAUGAGAUUCUAAAGUCAUUGCAAAAGAGAUUUUCGGACAUAACUGAUAACUACUCUUUAGUCUUAGCAACACUGUUGGACCCUAGAUUCAAGGACAAGUUUUUCAGUGACACAUCAGAAAGAAGUUUUGCUAGAGGUCUUCUUCAGGAGAAAUGUCAUGAACUACUGCUAGAAACAAAAUCAGAUCCUGACUCAUGUGCAGAGGACACUUGCCCACCCUCUCCUAAGAGACCUCAAAGUUUACUUUGGAGAAGUUUCUCAGAUAUUUUAAAAGAAACGGGCUCCUGUUCAGCAAGUUCUAAGACUCCAUCGAACAUUGACCAUUAUCUGUCAGAACCAGUAAUAGAUUUUCACCAGGCCAGCUGUGACAGCUGGUGGAUGGAAAACAACAGAAGAUUUCCACUUCUGUCAGAGCUUGCACAACGCUACUUAAGUGCCCCUGCAACAUCUGUUCCCUCAGAAAGGGUUUUCUCUGAUGCUGGCAACAUCUGUAAUGAUAAACGUAACAGGCUAGCACCCGAGCGAACAGAAACAUUGUUAUUUAUUAAGAAGAACUUUGACAUAUGUAAAAAAUGAACAUCACUCUUUAUCUAGUAUCUACAAAAUAGUAUAAAUUUAUCAGAUAUCGGUAUCGGCUAUCGGUAUCGGUUCAUUGUGUGCUUGCAUAUCGGUUAUCGGUAUAUCGGCGAAAUUCU